AUGCCACUGGCCCACAAGGGCACAUUGCUGGUUAUGAUUAGACCUUUUGUUGUCACAGGUGGUGCUGGGUCAUUUUCAGCCCAUCCAAUCUCGGGAUCAGGAAAGAAUGGAGCUGAGCCAGAAGUGACUAUCACACAUGGACGGCUCAAAGGGAUACAAACAAACGUGAAGGGGACAGACAGACUUGUAAAUGCUUUCCUUGGGAUUCCUUUUGCAAAAGCCCCUGUUGGAUCUUUGAGGUUUUCCUCACCUGAACCACCUGAACCCUGGAAUGGUCUGAGAGAUGCCACUUCUUACCCACCACUGUGUCCUCAGGACCUGUCCCUGCUGAAAACAGCUGAGAAAAACUUCAAAGAAAAACAUUUUCCCGUCCAAAUUUCCGAGGACUGCUUGUAUCUGAAUGUUUACAGCCCUGCUGCUGCGAACAAGGGCAAGUUACCUGUAAUGGUGUGGAUCCAUGGAGGCAAUUUCAUAUUUGGUGGUGCUGCUAGGUAUGAUGGCUCUGCACUAUCAGCCUACGAGAAUGUUGUGGUAGUAAUCAUUCAGUACAGACUUGGACUCCUUGGAUUCUUCAAUACUGGUGAUGAACACGCUCCUGGGAACUGGGCCUUUUUGGAUCAAGUAGCAGCUCUUUGGUGGAUCCAAGAAAACAUUGAACACUUUGGUGGAGAUCCAGGAUCUGUCACACUCUUUGGUGUAUCUGCAGGAUCUUGCUCUGUUUUUGCACAUGUUUUAUCCCCUUUAUCAAAGGGGCUCUUUCAUAAAGCAAUAUCAGAGAGUGGAAUUAUUGUCCACUCUGAUAAACCUUUAAUUUCAACAGAUCUUAAGAAAAUUGCAAGUGUAUUUAAGUGUGAGUCAAGCAGUUCGCUCUCACUGCUAAACUGCUUAAGGCAGCAGGAAGCAGAGGACUUACUCUUGAAGAGCAAGGAUAUCCCAUUUCUACCCUUAGUUUUGGAUGGAGUGUUUCUUCACAAGUCGCCUGAAGAGAUAUUGGCUGGAAAAGAAUUUAAUGCAGUCCCAUAUAUGAUAGGAGUCACCAACAAUGAAUUUGGCUGGAAUAUUAGAUCUGCAUCCAGCAUACCAGGUUUGAAGGAAGUAGGAGAUAGGAAAUCAAUCAUUUCAACUAUAGAGCUUUUACAACCAUUCAUAAAUACACCAUCAGAGCUCCUGCCUGUGAUCUUGGAUGAAUAUAUAGGAACCACAGAUGAUCCUGCUGAGCUACAGGACCGGUUUCUGGACUUGUUAGAAGAUGCAGCAUUUGUCAUGCCAUCCAUUAGAGUACUGAACUAUCACAGGGAGUCUGGAGCUCCUGCCUACUUCUUUGAAUUUCAGCACCGGCCCUUUUCCUACUGGGACAGUAAACCAGAGUAUGUGAAAGCUGACCACAGAGAUGAAGUUGGCUUUGUCUUUGGAGGACCAUAUCUGACUGGGGACAUUCAGCUACGUAGUGAGGUUACAGAGGAAGAAAAGAAUCUCAGCAGAACUCUAAUGAAGUACUGGGCUAACUUUGCUCGAACUGGAAAUCCUAAUGGAGAGGGUUUGGCUGAAUGGCCAUCUUACAACCUGCAUGAAGAAUACUUACAGAUAAACCUCAAGCAAAAGAAAGGCAGCAAGCUGAAAGAAAAGAAGGUAGAUUUCUGGAAGGAGGUGGUGUUUGAAAAGACAAAAGACCAAAAAAAGAAGGUUCAUUCAGAGUUAUAA
Messenger RNA from Indicator indicator, 1701 nucleotides. Its product is annotated as fatty acyl-CoA hydrolase precursor, medium chain-like. The coding region runs from base 1 to 1701 and encodes 566 amino acids. The transcript is spliced from 13 exons. The record is from RefSeq and is a predicted model, not a curated record. NCBI's taxonomy places the organism in Eukaryota, Metazoa, Chordata, Aves, Piciformes, Indicatoridae.